This is a messenger RNA of Aspergillus ibericus CBS 121593, 1002 nucleotides long. RefSeq names its product SUN domain-containing protein. The record is from RefSeq and is a predicted model, not a curated record. Bases 1 to 1002 code for a protein of 333 amino acids. The transcript has 4 exons. NCBI's taxonomy places the organism in Eukaryota, Fungi, Ascomycota, Eurotiomycetes, Eurotiales, Aspergillaceae.
AUGAAGUCCAGUAGCGCCAUUGUGGCUUUGCUUGCCAUUGCUGCUGAAGCAGCGAGCCAUGGUCAUGACCAUGGCCAUCAUCACGUCCACCGCUCCGUCGAGGUGGAAGCCCCCGUGGCCAAGAGGGGAGGCAGCUGCCAGUUCCCCUCGGGGGAGGGCUUGAUUGCCGUCACGCCUAGCGAGCUGAACGGCGGCUGGGCCAUGAGUCCCAAUCAGGAGUGCAAGCCUGGCGGAUACUGUCCGUAUGCCUGCCCGGCGGGUCAGGUCUCCAUGCAGUGGGACCCGGAGGCGACGUCGUACACCUAUCCCCUGUCCAUGACUGACGGAGAGCAGAACGGCGGGCUUUACUGUGACGAGGACGGCAAAAUCCAGAAGCCUUUCCCGGAUAGACCGUACUGCCAGGACGGCACGGGGGUCGUCAGCGCAAAGAACAAGUGCAAGGAGCAGGUUGCCUUUUGCCAGACGGUUCUUCCGGGUAACGAAGCUAUGCUGAUUCCAACGCUGGUGGAGGAGCUGGUUACCCUGGCUGUGCCGGAUCUGAGCUACUGGUGUGAAACGGCCGCGCACUUCUAUAUCAAUCCACCCGGUUAUACUACCGAGACGGCCUGUGUUUGGGGCACCUCGGAGAAUCCGUACGGCAACUGGUCUCCGUAUGUUGCUGGCGCUAAUACCGAUGGCGAGGGUAACACGUUUGUGAAGAUCGGAUGGAACCCGAUCUAUUUGGAGCCGACCACGCCGUUCCGCGAUGUGGUUCCUGAUUUUGGUGUGGAAAUUGAGUGUGAGGGCGAUGGCUGCAAUGGCCUGCCGUGCAAGAUCGACCCGGCCGUCAACGGGGUGAAUGAGAUGACGGGCGCCAAUACCGACGGUGCCGGUGGCGCGUCGUUCUGUGUGGUGACGGUGCCCAAGGGCGGCAAUGCCAACAUUGUUGUUUUCCAGCAGCAGCAGCAGCAGCAGCAGCAGCAGCAGCAGUACCUCGACCAGCAGCAUCAUCCCCACGACUAG